AUGAGUUCGGUUGCAGUUCAAGUCAUGCCGUCGCCGUCCGCGACGUUUUCCAAAGAUUCACCGAUCGCCAAUAAAUUGGCCUCGGAUCUUGACGCAAAACUUGUGUCUUCAUCUAAACAAGUUCUUCUUCAACGUAUUGAGUUCAAACCCGCAUCAAAAGCGGACGAGCAAUACGAAAAUUUGAAAAAGAAAUACGUCCCACUGAAUUCUCAAUCCUCGAACUACAUACAUGGGAGUCAAGCUAAGCUUAUGCGAGCUGAAGAAAAGACAAAUUCAAACGAGGAAUUGCCUUCUCCAAAGGUCGUUCUAUUUCCGUGGAAAAAUGUCCAAAUGUCUUGGAAGCAGGUUCGAAGAGUCGGCCCCGGAUUAAAUAACAUGGGGAAUACAUGUUUUUUAAAUUCUGUCUUGCAAGUUUUAACAUACACACCACCUUUGGUUAACUAUUUGGCAUCGAAAGAACACAGCGAGAAGUGUAAGUAUGAUAUUAGCACAAUGAUUUAGGAUUAUAAUUUUAAAUUCUUAUGUUUAAAUCACAAGAUGGAUCAACAGUUUGGAUUUAAAAGUUCUUUGUUUGAAGGAAACAAUCCAAACUGUUUACUCAUACUUGAAUUCCGUUUAUUGUUUAUUUUCAAACUUAAUCUUUGGUUUCCAACUAAUUGUUCGGAUCAUCCUGAUCACCUGAGUCAUCUCAAAAUGCGUUAGAUGACCAAGACAAUCGUAUGCAAACACCUCUGAUGUCAUGCAGGGCAAUCCGAAUGAUCCGUGCAGUUACAAUUUAUACUACUACAUGAGAAAUUUCUGCAAUUUGAUUGGCUUAGAGCUGUGGUAUUCCAGCUUAAUUUGAAAUACCUACAUGUGAAAAUUACAAACCUUGUGUGGGUAGUAGUAUAAACAAAUAAUAGCAUGAUUUCUAGUGAUAUGUGGCAUAAAUACCACUUGUGAUAUUUCAAAAUUGUCUCGAAUUUCACUCACCUUAUGGCUCAUGAAAUUACGUAUAACAAUUUUGAAAUAUCACUCGUGGUAUUUAUGCCAAAUGUCACUAGAAGUCAUGCUAUUAUUUGUUUAUACUACCUACCUAAUAGAACUCACAGGUAAUAAUCUAAAAUGCUAAAAAUCAUUUUAUUUCUGCUUUUUUUUUGGACACCUGUUCAGCUUUUUAUGGGCAGUUCUCAAUUUUGAGAUACAUCGGCGAUCACUAGCUCAGGUCAAUUUCAGACCCAGUGAUAAGGCCCGAAAACAGAAAAAACAAAACCAAACCUGUGCUCGGGUCUCAUCAUAGGAUUUUAUUUAUUAUUGUUAGUUAAUCAUCUUCCCUCCCGUAGACAUUUUGUAAGUGUUUUAAGUAAUGCUCCCCUCAUGGCUUAAGAGCGAAUUCCUUUGGAGACCUUCUGCACAUACUCAUUUCAUAGUCGUAAACAAUCAGGUGCUUGACAGUUUCAUCUGAGCUCUAAUACAGUGUAGCUUAUGAUCACAAUUAUUGUUUAAAUAAUUAUAAUAUAUUACUUUUUAAGGAAUAUGAUUGCCAAUCAAAUUGUAAAAAAUGGUUUUAGAAUUAGCAGGAGGCACAGGAAACACUUCUCCUGAAAAUUUGAUUAGGGGGUUCAUUCUGCCUCAGAGCAAUUUAUUUGGAAAGUUCCAAUAAACAAUUUCACAGCUUAAUUCUGUAGGACUUUCUGGUUAACUGCAGGCUUCUGCUUCCAAGGCUAGUGAAAAAAGUCACAGUCAAGGAAAGUCAAGCGUACUCUCCAAGAUUGCAUUAAUGAAUCGAUUAUUUGAAAAAUGAAUCUGUUAGACAUUAGCGCAACCAGUCUCAAAUUCAAAUCUGCAUUCUUACAUGAGUAAUGAGCCGUGAAUUUUUCACGUUGACUCCUCUGUUUUCGGUCAGAUUGAAAAAUCUUUGAAUGGAUGAAACAGAUAAAAAUAACAUUUACACCAAAUUCAGACAUCAAAUUCCUUAACUUCAUCUGCAUAUUACAAAAGAGCAAAUGCACUUGUCAAAAAUCUGAGACUUGGUUUUUUAGUCUGAUGUGUCAAGAAGCGAUUCCAAUCUUAAUUGAUUUCUUCCACUUCUUUUUUGGCCGACCUGGACUUAAAUUUACAGAAACAUAUACUUUUGAAAAAGCUCGUCAAUUCUGAAACACAUUAGUAAUUUAGAUUUUUUAAAGAAAUUGGCUGUAAUCUGCAACUAGUAAGCUUUCAGAAAAUGUACUGUUUGUAGGGGUAAUUAUUUAAAGCUACAAUGGCUGGCGCGAUCUGCACGAAGACGGUACUGAAGGUGGGAUGAUACCUUAAGCGGCACAUACCCAUCAAGGUCCCCCUGUUUUAUCAUAACACUUAGCACUUCUGAUUUAAAUGACUGUGACUUCAACUCCUUGUUGUUUUUACAGGUAGAACAGUUGGUUUCUGUAUGCUCUGUGAGCUGCAGAAACACAUCAUAAGGACUUUCAGUCACCAUCAAGGAGAAGCCAUCAAACCCCUGGCAAUUAUUCAGAAGCUUAAAUGUGAGUUGGAGUCUUUGUAUCUUUUGAUCUAAAUUGAAGGCUUAAAUUCUUUUUUUUAAUUAAUUCUUUUCUUCUUCAAAGACCCCAAUGACAGUUUGGACAGCCCAAAAACCAUUAACUUUAAUGUGUGAAUUAAACCACUCAAACUUGAUUCAGGAUUCAAGCCAAAUUAGAUAAAGUCAACUUCCGAUAACUUGAAUGUUCCAGGGAAAUCAAAAAAAGUUCGAGUUAAUUGGGAGCUCAAAGCGAAUAACCAGAAAUAAGAGAAAAAACAGUUUUUACUGUACCACAAACAUUUUAAUCACAUUUAAUUGUAGAAAAUGUCAAGUGAAAAUGAACAAUGCAGCUUUCAGAUUAUAUAUCAGAAUGAAAUGUAAAAAGCUUAGCUUAAAUAGAGCAUGUGUUUCACCGUUUCGAGAGGUAAAGCUGUUUCACUUUAGAUUUGAAACAAACAAUAUUAGCCUCCACAAAUAAACUAUAUGGCUACAAUACAUCAGUGGUAAGUUCAAUGUCUCGGAUUGCAUCUGGGGUAAAAUUAUAUAGAAGUGAUCUGAGGAGAACCAAGCUAAGAAUUCCUUCGAAUUGCGGGAAGUUCGAGUCACAUUUGUAGCGAGGGUUCAAGUUAUCGGGAAUCAACUGUAUGUUGGACUCAACGAUUUAAACACUGGUCUUUUCAUGUACAUGUACUUAAUGGUAAGAAUUAGUUUCUCGGCAUGAAAAUUUUGAUGUCUGAACUGGGUCAGCAUGUUCUAGCCAGUUCCACUCUGACUGGUAGUCUUUUUUUUCUCAGUCAUGCAUCCUAAGUUCCACACCUUAGCCAUUCUUGUAAAUUUACUUCAUCAAUAGCCAACAACAACGUUGCUUCUCGCGACGACCAGAAAUACGUCUGCAGUUCGUAGGCUAAUUAUUGAAGGGUGGCCUGGAAUAAAGCUGCCCCAUAAGUGACUUUUGGUAAACUGGUAGAUUCUCCUUUCAAUUUCUCAUGAAUUAAAGGGAGAAUUUGAUAAUAAGCCUCCCCUUUUUGGGGCAAACUUUCAUCGCCAUUUCAUUGUUUUGGGACACCAAUAUGGCCACUGUUACAUCAUGUGAAAACACCCUAUUAUUAUGCCCCCAAAAUUUCUGUUGCUUAGUAAAGGUUCUCUCUUCUUCAGUCAUUGCAAAACAUUUAAGGUUUGGUCACCAAGAAGAUGCUCAUGAAUUCUUAAGAUAUGUCAUUGAUGGCAUCCAGAAGAGUUGUCUAGCUGCAGAUGGCUACACAGAGAAGUAAGUGAUAAAUUAUGUUUAAUACAAUCUCCCUACUAGGCAGGGCUUCUGAUAGGUCGCGGAAAAAAAUUCAAAUUUCGCAGGAAUUUCGAGGGAAUGUUAGGGGCAAACUUGGCCAAAAAGCAAUCGGUAAAAAAAAUGGCGGAUUAUGUGGUUAUUUUCAAAUCGAUUGAUUUUGUGCUAAUCAGACCAGCGUUUUUAAUGUUUUUCUAACAGAGGUCAUCAUUUGCUCUUUCAACAACAAUACUCUCCAGAAAUGAACCAAUGGCAAAGCCUUUAACAUCAUGGCUAGUGCCCAGUUUUUCGCACCAUAAUCUACGCCUGGUAGUUUCGGGACGUUGUUUGCACAUUUCAGUGACAAAGUUUCAAAAUAAAUUUACAAGUUUACAGCAAGUAAAUAGCCCCAAUAGCUGAGACAAAAAUGCUGUACAGACAUGUAUUUGAUAAAAUUUCUACCAAAUUUUGUGGUAUUUUGCGUGUUUUUGUGAAUUUCGUGGGAUAUCGCAUUUUUACCUGAAUUUCGCAGCUCCCCGACCACGCAAAAUAUCAGAAGCCCUGACUAGGAAGGCGGUGCAUUUGUCUUCAGUGAUGAGAAUAUACAAGUAGAUGCUUCUCAACCAUGACAAAUGGUUUAUGUUUGAACGACCUGUGCGGAGGUCAUUAUCUGAGUCGAAUAUUGAUUUUGUUGCACUGUAGGCUUGACAGAAUGUCAAAACAGACCACAAUGGUACAUCAAGUAUUUGGAGGCUAUUAUAGAAGUCAAGGUAAGAAUCAUAGAAUAUAUUUUUUACUAGCGUCAUCUCUUUUGAAGAUUGGCUCUAUUAAAUCUAGAAUUGGUGAAUCUUAGAGAGGUGUCCAAUUAACGAAAAUUAAAUUAGUGAAGAACAGCAGGAACCAAAUCUAGGUGUCCUUUGUCGUAGAAGAGUCCUCAUAAGUAGAAAGUUGACCUCCAAAAAGUUUGAGGUUAAUUGAUACAAUAAGUUGUGGAUCCAUUUUUUUCCUGGAUUUACGCUCUUAGGGAAGGUGAAAAGUGUGCAUUCCAUUAAACCCAAGGAAAUUAUGUUCAUUAUGUUCAUGCUAUGGGCAAAAUCUUAAGCCCAAAACACUUUUAGUUUACCAGUGUGCUUGCAAUGUUAUGUAAUACAAUGUAUAUGUUUUAUCUAUUUAUUAUGUUUGCUUUCAGUGCGAUGUUUAAAGUGCAAAAACAAUUCCAACACAUUUGAUCCUCUAAUGGAUAUAAUGCUUGAUAUUAAGGUAAAAUUGUUAAAUAUCUUAAAUGAUAAUUAUUUAUGCAUAUGUAUAAUCAUGAUUCAGUUACAUUUUUAGAUCAUUCAGUAAUAAUAUUACUAUUUAUAAACUAACUAUAUAACGUGAGCUCUGAUUGGCCGAGAGGCAUGUUUUCAUGAGAGUAUGUAAACAUGGUUGUGGCGUCAAGAUGUUUUGCUUGUUACACACGGAAAACGUUUUCUAUAGCUUGAAUGUGAAUUUGUGGAUAGAGUAUUUAGAUAGGAAUAAAAGGCAAUUUCCUCUAGGUAGUACAUGAUUGUGCUAAUAAUAUUGUUAUAGCCAUGUGCUGUUUUCUGCUUUGCCAGCAUUUACCAUCUGUUGAGAAAGCGCUUCAAAGAUCUGUUAAAAUAGAGUUAUUAGAUGGAGAAAAUCUCUAUAUGUGCCCAAGGUUUGUAAUGUUGUUUUGUUAAAUAAUUUUGUUGUUGUUGUUGUUGCAGUUAAUUUUCUUUAUUUCAGUCCAUUUUUGUUUUUUGUUUUUUCCUUUGUUUUAAAUUCACUACCAUACAUGACCUUACCCAGAAACAAUGAAAAAACAAUAAUUAACUGCAACAUAUACCACCAUGUUUUAUGGUUGCACACACAAAGAAAUAGUGAUUAGUAAAUCUUAAUUAUUCUCUCACCUUUAAGGGCUAUUCAGGGAAAAUUAAGGAAAAUUAAACGAAAGUCAAGUUAAAAAAUAAGAACACUGAUUUUGGCGCUGUUUCACACAGGGGCUUAACCAGAAUUUAGUUUCCUCUGUUUGGCCCCGCUGGAGUACCAGGGGAACAAACUUACUUCAUCUGUCCAUCAUGUUAUUAAUAGCCUAGAAAAAAAAGCGUGAUUCUUCUAUUCCAUUGUCAUUUUUUUUAUUGCUUUCAGGUGUAAAAGAAAGGUUCCUGCCCACAAACAGUUUCUUAUACACAGAGCACCAAACAUUUUAACGUUACAACUCAAGAGGUACUUGUUAUAUUUUCUCUCCUUUAAGAGUAAACUGUUAUGCUAUACACACUGGCAAAAGAAGGUAAAAAACAAAAAACUGUUUUAAAAUUACCAGGUAACUAGGUAUAUUGCUCUACCAUUUUGUUCUUGGGCUGAAAAAUAAUUCAGUUUGAACAAAUGGGUUGCCCUUUUUUCUCGCUUGCGAUUUCGCUUCCCAGCUGUCUCCCUAUUUUUCAACUGCUAUGCAUCCUAGAACUGUUGCUUCAAGCAAUCAACAAUUUCAUCCCUUAUGUCAAGAAGUUUUUUCGGAUUACAUUAGUUGAUAUUAAGAACUGUACACAGAUGCGUCAGAGGUUCUAGAUAUCCAUUCAAAUCACAUGAGGUCUCAGAAGACUUCACUCUCGCUGUAGCUGGUCUACAUCUGUAUUCAUAAUUUUAGGCCUAGAUUUUUAAUAGUUUUUUUUUCUUAGUAAUACUUGAUUUUUAAAUUUAUUUAAUUUUUCUUAGUUGAUAGUUAAUGUUAAUUAUUUUUUAUCAUGUUCAUGUCCAUAGAAGAUUUUUUCAUCUUUUUCUUUCGACGAAUUUUGCGAGCUUGCGCACGAGAAAAAAAGUUCUAAUACUUUUCUCAUUUACCCACUCGCACCUCGCUGAACUGGUGGUUAAUAAAUUCCCAGCGGUUCUUAUUUUACGCACAUGCUUGCUGACCUCUAUACAGAAAAUAGAAGGUCUGUGAACAGGCCACCCUCUCUCACAUUUCCUGUGGUUUUGAAAAGGCAGAAGAAUUUUUAGGUAUUUGUUGGGACUUUCAUCUGACCCCUUCACAGCUCUUACCCACUGCCCUUCCCGCCUUGGGAGCAUUUUGUCACCUGGUCUUCUGGACGAGUGCAUGUCUCUAACCUGUGAUUACUGCUACUUAUUACUUACCACUAUAUAUGUUUUUCUGUCUCAUCUCAGAUUUGAUUACAAUCAGAUUUUUGGAGGGAAGAUAUCUAAGCAUGUUGAGUACUCUGAGUUCUUGAACCUGAGGCCAUACAUGACAUCACCGGUAAGAAAAAGGAUGUGUCUGUCACUGAACCCAAAAUGCCAGGAUUUGUCUCUCGCCUUGGCCUAUGAGAUACUCCAUUGAAUGGGAGAAAUGAUUUUGGUAUUUUGGAUAGAUGGUGACUUAACUUUGUACAAGAUGUGGUCACAUAUGUAUUUUCAUUUCCUCUUGAUUCCAUCACGAUGAUGCGUCUUUGCAGGGUUGUCACUAAGAUUUCAAGUUGCCGGGUAAAUACAACAAGUAGGCGGGGAAUUAAACAGCUAAGGGUUUCUUUUGGUUCUGUUUUCUUCUAUUCUCCUUUGCAAGUAGCCGGGGCCACGCCUGCCCUGUCAGCGAUCUAUCUACGAUUUUCUUUGCGAGUUAAGCAGAAUGGCAGAAAGUUUACAUGAGAUGCCCUUUACGUGCAGUAACCACAGUAUAAAGAUUGGAAAAUCGCAGUAAGAUUGCCUAGAAAUCGUCACAAAAUUCAACAAAAUGGCAUUAUAAAUCGCGCGAAAAAAAAUGGGCUUUGACAGUGGUUCUUUCCGUGUGAUAUUUCAGGGUCCUCCAAUCAAAUACCGUUUGUAUGCAGUUCUGGUUCACUCAGGAUAUUCAUCUAACUCUGGCCAUUACUACUGUUACAUCAGAGCUUCAAAUGGCGUCUGGUACCAGAUGAAUGACUCUAUUGUAAGUGAAAAACAUUGUCCUUAAACCUUGUUUUGAUAACUCACUGAAUUACAAUGUAUAUUGACCUUUCAAGGUGCUUAGGUCCGUUUCUCGAAAGUCCCACCAACUUUUUGGGCCCGUUAAAUGCAAGCAUUGCGAAUGUAAGACACCCAUAUAUUCGAACCUAAAGGUUAUACUUUAUUUUCAAAGAUGUUGCUUAGUUUUGUUCAUUAUGGACUCGUGAUUGCAAACUGCAGAAACUGUUUUAUUGACAGAAUCACUUCAUAAAAGAGGAAUUUCUGGGCAGAAAGUUGAGAUAAUGUAAAAACUUGAUAGUAUUCUAAAAUCAUCUCCUGUUGGUCCCCUUUGUUACGAAAUUUUUUUAGUAAGUUUAGGUAUAGUUAACCUGGGAAACAGAGGUUUUUUUUCCGGGUGCCAGGUUCGUCAGUCGCAGGUUGACCAAACCGGAAAAUGAAAAGCCUCUGGCACUAUCAGUCGUUUUAAAAAUGCUGAUCAACUGAUUUUUUUUCUUUUUAUUGUCCACCAGGUUCGUCAAGUUGCAAUGAAAGCUGUACUAUCCCAACAAGCGUACUUGCUGUUUUAUACCAGAAUUAGUCCUUCAAAUGAAACUUCCAAGGUUAGUUGGUUCUUUAGUUCAGUAAAGCUUUAAACCGCCCUUACGGAAACAAGGUCACGUAUCAGUCCCUUUCAGCCCAGGCGGAUGACGAAAAAGAAUCGAUUGACCUUCACCCCAUCCAAACCUCUUGUUUCAUUGGUCCCUAUAACCUGCACUACUUAUUGUUUUCAGGGAUAGGGGCUUUGUUAUGUCACCAUCCCUAUUGUUUUCUCAGCCAAUCACAAACCUUGUUUGGAGUACUGUAGGUACAGGUCGGCCCAAUAGAAUAGACCGUUUCCUAGUUUCAAAAACUCUCACUUUCACAAGGAGGCUAAAAGAUGAGUUUUACUUGCAGGAGAAUAAAAAUCAGUUUCAUAUCAAUACCUUCGUACUUAUCCUCGCUUUAAAACGGAGGCUUUGAGCAACUCGGAAAUGGCCUAUAGAGUGUUUUCACAUGAUGUCACGGUGGCCAUAUUGGUGUCCCAAAACAGUGAAACGGCGGCCAUGUUGGUGUCCCAAACCAAUCGUCUGGGAAUUGAACUCUUUUCUUAUGCAAACGCUUUGUUUUGUUCCAAUAAAUUUGCAUAGUUCCUGGCCACGUAAGUGAAAACACUCUAUUGCGCUGAUGUCAAAGUAAAUCUACACCGCUUUAUAGAGUGUUAUGGUAUUUUUGGGAAAGACCUAUCAGUACAAUUACAAUAUGUUUUUUUUAAUUAAUUUCUAGUCGCCUUCACUGAGCUCUCCUACAUCAACGCCAAAAACUCCUGUCCCCCCGAAAGAGCAUCUACCAAAGGUCAUCCAACUGAAUGGUAAGUGCAGUGUACAUUUAUAAAGUACUAUUGUGUAAAUGACAAUUUUGUUGAGGCGAUUACACAUGGCUGUGAAAAGUUGAAUGCUUGGAACUGGAGAUUAAGAUAGAAAUUGUCAGUAGAACAGGAAGUUAAAAUCUGUUCGGAAUGUCAGUGUUCAAACCGGUGACUGAAUGUGACCAUUCGUCUUGGAAAUUUGUCAGUAAGAAGCGAAAGAUUCCUAGCGUUAUUUAGAUCAAAAGGCGGUCCCCUUCUUUUUGUGUGAUUUGCUUAACAAUACAACGAAAAGCUCUCUUGUUUAUUCACUUAUAUUUACCCACGACACUGUUGUUACAAUUAUUUUAAAUAUUAUUCUUUCCCGAAUUCUCGUUUCUUAGAUGUCGGAACGUCUGUCAAACCCGGGAUUUAUUUCAACCGCACUCCAGCAUCGACCUCGACCAUGCCGAAGUCAUCAACAACGCCCUCAACAAAUCACGCGCCCUCUGUUCCCUUAGCUUCAUCUUCGCAGAGACCCAAGUUUACAUUCACCAUUCCCGUCAAGUCCAAAGGAGUUAAAACAGAUUUGAACAAAGCAAAGACGGAGGAGAAAGAACUCGGAGAAAAGAGCGAGAAUAUCGUGGGAAAAGACAAGGUGGGCAGCCUCUUAACAGGAGCAACUCGCUCAGAGGUAAAGUCUCCAAUAACAUCUUCAGGGAAAAAGCUGGAGGAAGCUACUGAGUCGGAGGCUGUACAAAAUGUGACGGCAAAACCAGAUGUCAGUAACAGAGAGAAAAUCAAGGACUCCUCUGAGAACGUUCCACUGAGGAAAGAAGGAAAAGAGAGGUCUGAUUCUCCGUCCAAGAAGCCACGCCCUCCGCCCCUCUUUAUCCCAAGAGUUGUCGCGCAAGGCAAGGGAACGCCAUUGUCUGCAGGUAAGCUGCCUUUGAACAGCGCACGUGAACUCAAUGAAAGAUAGAUGCAUGCGAUUCUACCAUAGAUAGAGCGCUGCACCGUUUGCUUGUUGCAUAGGUCAAGGAACGAUUCCUCGUCAAGCCUGAUUACUUUCAUGUUCUAUUUCGACCGCUGAGGUUUUUUAUAGCUUCAAGAACACACCCGGCUUUUAUUUGGCCCGGUUCAGGCGCCUUACUUCACAUGAGCCGAAUAAAAUAGAAUUCAAAUUAAUUUCGGCCGGUUGAAUUGCUUCAGACGCUGAUCUUUAUUCCAGCUGAACUAAAUUCAAAAGGGAAAAACGCGCAUUUCGUUUAACUACAUCAUAAGAAUUUGUGCGUUUGCCGAUUCGGCUCAGCGUCCGAAUCAUCGCCCGUCCUUGAAGGACGGCUUAGCCGAUUCUAAUAGGCCACUUCCGAGUUCCAAAAACCCUCUCUUUCAAAAUAAGGCUAGGUGCACAACCUUUUUUUGUGAAAAUGAGUUUUAUUUGCAUGAGAAUAAAAAAUGAUUUCCAUAUCAAAGGCUGAGCACCUACCCUCGUUUUGAAACAGAGGCCCAGGGGAACUCGGAAAUGGCCUAUUCAAUUAGCCGUUUCGAAUUCAUUCGGCAGACGCCCUUCUUCGCAUAAACUUCGAUUCGGUUCAAGUGAAGUAUAGCCUCCCCGCAGCUAACUGAUCAGUUUAAACUCCGUUUUGAACCCCUUCCACAUAGAAAAUGUAAUGUCUUUCAGCAAAAGCAACCACGCCUUGGAAAGUCACUCCAAAGACCACCUCUGAACCAGUGUUUGGUCCCAUGUCCCCUCCCCCGCGGGGGACAAUGCCACCGCAACCGUCACCAUCGUCAGCUAUGUCUGACACCAGCAGUACCUCAAGCGUGAUGGGAAAAACAGGGGAAUGGACAGUUACCGAUAAGACGGUGCUUACACCAGGACCCAGGCUCCCAGAACGACAGCACGCCGGCUGGCAGGUGUCGAGGAAGAGUGAGGACGAAAAAGAUGAAGUGGGUGAAGAUAAAGUGGAGGAAAAAACGAAAACGGAUGAGAAGGGAAGUGAGAAGAAAAAGAAGAAAAAGAAACACAAGAAAGAGAAGAAAAAGAAGAAAGAAAAGAAGGAGAAGAAAUAUGAGAGACUUGAAGAGUCAGAUAGUAGCGAGGAAGAAAAGAAAAAGCGAAAGAAAAAGAAAGACAAAAACCAUCGUAGUGAUAAAGUUAAUCAAGAACCUAGCUCCGACGAAAAAUCUAAAAGCAAAAAAUCCAAGAGAAAGCAUAAUGAUGAAGCUGUUGUUUCUCCAAGUAAAAGGCCGUGCUUGGUGUCUUACGAUGACUCGAGUUCCAGCUCCGGGAAUGAACUUGUUUCAAGUGGUAAAGAGAACAAGAAAUCGGAGAAAGGUGACUCACGAGAAUCGUCGAGGGAGUCUAGAGGUAGGUGGAAUUACAGCAUAAUAGGUAGCUUGAGCAACGACGACGGCGACGUCAACGAGGACGGCAAAGAAGCAAUUGGUUUAGCUUGGUAGAUCAACAACUUUACACGUGCAUCACGCUUUUUUGUGCAUUUCUUUGCAGUCACUGUGUGACUAAGACGUGAAAUUGCCUAAUUUCACGUUUUGUGGAGAACGUGAACUCAAGACAACGACUUUGCUUUUCUUUUCCUGAACUUCGAUACAGUCCUUUAGAAUUCAACUCCAGAAAAAUUUGCCAACAUUUGACGAAUUGAACGAGAUGGAAUGAGCGCGGUUAAGUUUGAAGCAGCCCGAUGUCACCUCUUAAGUGACGUUUUCGUAUCCGUCGCCGUCGUUAGUGCUUAAACUCCCUCAGACCAGCAACUUAGUAGGCCAUUUCGGUCCGAGUUGACCCAGGCCUCUGUUUCAAAGCAAGACUAAGUGCGACGUCAUUGAUAUGAAAAUGCCUUUUCAUUCGCGUGCAAAUGAAACUCGUUUUCACAAGAAGGUUUUUGCACUUAGCCUCGUUUUGAAAGUGAGGGGUUUGGGAACUCCGAAACGGCCGGUUUCAUGGUUCAUAUUUCAAGGCUCCGUCGUUAAGAACAUGUCUCGCAAUUUUUUUGCGUCGUUGCGCGACAAGUAAACGUAAAAAUACUGGGGCAAAAUAAAUAAUAUAUCCAGUAAAGUAUUUAUUGAUUCGUGUGGUUUUAAUGGUUCGAAAGCUAAUGGAAUUGAGACUGUACCCUCUAACAUUUCACUGAAAAUUGUGUUAGUAGUGGUGGACUUUCCUGAAAAUUAUGGACCGUUUACACAGAAAAACGACACAGCUGAAACGUGUUUUGUAUGCAAAAAUAUUGUUGCCUAGCCUGUGCUCAGGUUCAGAUUCAUUGUAAGACAGUGCAACGAAGAGAUAGAAGUCCAAAAUAAGUCUAAAGAAAGAAUAAGAAAAACAGCGAGUUGUCCCCACUAUCUGUACACCUGAAACCGGCUAAAACCAGCGGGAUUGAUACGCAAUUUUGGACAAAAGUUUUGUUUGUUUGUUUGUUUGUUUUUUAUUUCAACCAUAUUUACACCCACUCUAAAUACUCCAGUUCCAGUUAUUUAUGACGAUGCUCCGAAGAAAAAGCAUUCGGCGCGAAGGGCAACUUGGGAUGGAUCACGUGCUUCAUCUGCCGUUGAUCAGUUGCUAAGCAGCAGUAAGGGUUUCCAUGGAUACGGUAGCUCAGGUGAGUAAACUUGGCCAUUUUCCUUAUGGAUAAAAUAUUAAGUGAACUGGUAUCAUAAAGUUGUUAACCAGAAAGAAUCAUUUUAGGAUUUAAGUUGAGAACUAUAUCGUAACAUAGUCGUGACAUGAAUAAAGCUCAUCACAGCAUAAUAAACAACACCAUAGAAAAAUAGAGAUCAGUGGCUUUCAACAGGCCCUUUGCAGCUAGUCACUCACUUGAUACAAAGCCGCCAUGCUGGAGAGCUAGAAACGAGCAAAUGAAGUCAGCAUUUUAAAUGAUGUGAGCUCUUUUUUUUUUAUUUCUAUCCCAUUGCGUCCCAUGCUCCCCAGCAUGGCGAUCUUGUACCACGUGAAUGACUAGCUGUAAAGGGUAUAUUGAAUGUUCGCACUUUAAAACUUCAUCCACAGACUCCAAAAAUUAGAACCACUUUGUACAGCGGAAUAAACAGUACCACAAGAAAGUACUGCUUAGCAGCUUUCAUUUAAAUGGUCACACUUUAGGAUUUCAUACAAUGGACUUGAAAGUUAGAACCACCUUGUACAGCACAAUAACUGUACAACAACAGCGCGUUCGCAAAUUUGAGGCCAAAAUUUUUAAGAUGAUUCCAAUGAGGUUAUGGAGGGAGUCACUUUGACUCCAGAAAUUAUUGGUUGCAAAAUACUUUUUUCUUUAUCUUUUUCAAAACAAAUACAAUCUACAUUAACUGCAAAUGUUGUAAACCUGAUUUAAACCACCUAAAUUGAAGAAUUGUUCAUGAGUGCACAUAUAGAGGCAAAAUUGCAGUAAAGACCACUCGAACAUCAUCAAAUUUGAGCCUUUCGGGGUCAGCAGACUCUCAUAUGAAGCAGGAGCUACUUCAUGUAUCCGUCAUGAUACCGUAUACGUGCCAGGACCACGCGCCCCUGAAAUGGCAUCCUCGUCGAAAAGACCGAGUGAAGAACCGCCAAACGAGCUGUAAAACAAUCGCUUUUUUCGUUGUGUUACUUGACUCCAAAUAUUCCAAAAUUACUCCAAAACUUCGGAAACAGAAGUGAAACUGACUUCACCCAUCAAAUUAUACAAUUUGCAAACCCUGCACAAGAAUUACUGCUCAGUAGUUAUCAUUUGAACGGUCAUGCUGUGGGAUCUCCUUCACAGGCACAUUUAUAUCAUGGAUUUGAUAGUAACACGCAUUUGAAUGUCUGCUUCCUUUCAGUAACAUCUUGGGAUGGAGGUGAAAACUCAGUGGACAACAGCGUUGGUGAACCAGGAAGAAAACGACAGCGAAGAGACUCGUGGGAUGACGAAUACGACCGAGGAAAGGUAACGCUUAUACAAGGCAGAUGAACAGCAGGCAAUUACCAUGUGACAUAGUUUCACAUCUGCAAUUUCCCUAGAUGUAGCUCCGACUGUCACCAGCUGAUUGGUCAUCACGUGGUCUCAAUCAGAUUCCAUUGUUUUAUACCUUAUUGCCAUUAAUUUUGCGACAAUUUUGGUGACUAUGCUAAGAGUUCCAAGUCCAUUAUUUUAAUAACUUUGUGCUCGUCCUUUAUAGCCUCCCCAGUACUGAGUUCUCUGAGCGUUUCGCUUGAACAGUCGGUGAAAUAUGCCUAUUUGAGAGCUUCUUAUUGGGCAUUGUGGCUGCUCUUCAGACUAAGUCGAUAUUUCAAACACGGAAUUGCACUACGGGGCUAAUUUUUGAGCCAGGAAAACCACCUGCUUUCACGCGAGAUACGCGAAUCCAUAAACAAUUCAUACUCGGCGAUCGGAAAUGAACCGUGAUCAGGGCUACAACCUUCCCUCAAUUUAUAGAACAAUUUUGCAGCCUCAUCAAAACGAGGCUGCGAAUAACAGCAAACUUCAUCACUGAUGAAGGGAUCUGGGUGGGUCCCUAAAGCUCUGCUAAACUUUCAACAAAUUGUUGGUGUUGAAGAGUAUUUUUUAUUAUAUGUUGUCCCAACAGAAGAAUCUCCACUCUGCACCGUAAUUUUUAGGGAGUUAUUAUAACUCCAAAAAUGGAGUAAAAAUUUUAGGUACAGGAUAACCCCUUUUUUGGGGUUAUUUUAACUCCUAAUUUAACUCCGAAUUUGGGGUCAUUUUUACUCCUGAAAAAGAGUUCUUUUUACUCCCAGUCUUGGAGUUAAAAUUACUCCGAAAUGGGGUUACUUGUACUCCUUGCAGGGGUUGUUUUUACUCUUUUUGGAGUUAAUUUAACUCUGAAAGUGGAGUAAAAAUUUUAGGUACAGGAUAACUCCUUUUUUGGGGUUAUUUUAACUCCUCAAUAUCUGGGGUCACUUUUACUCCUGAAAAAGAGUUCUUUAAACUCCUUUUUGGAGUUAAAAUAACUCCACGAAAAAUAACUCCACUGUCAGGAGUUAAAUUAGCCCCACUAGAGGAGUUAUUAUAGCUCCCUGAAAAUUACAGUGUUUCAUCUUUUAUUGGCUUUUUGGUAAGGUUAGUCAGGAAACCGGGUCCAAAUUCGGUCUCUAAACCAGGCCCAUAGUGCAAUUCGUCACAGUACCGGUUCCUGGCCAGUAAAUAUCACUUAUUAACCAAGAGUGAGGUCAUUACAGGGAAAUCUCAGACCGACUCCAAUACAUCAAGGCCGAGGUCUGAGAUUCCCCGGUAAUGACCGAACGGACAAGGUUAAUAUGUUAUUAUGAUAUGUCCUUUUCAUUAUGGACCUAACGCUGCGAUCAGUUAAAACCAAUAACUGGUCAGCGGAUAACUUUAUCAGUAACACGCGAUACAGUCAUGUCAUACAUCAUUAUUUGAUGAGAGGUACUGAUAUCCUUAGUCUUCCUAAAGCUGUUACUUCUAUUUAUGGCUUAAAUUCUUUUAGUUAUACUGCUGCUAAGUUCUGGAACGCGUUGCCUGACAAACCAAGAACCCUUUCGUCUUUGCAUGACUUUAUUUUAGCAAUCCGGCGAUACAGAUCAAUUAAUUAAUUGUAUUAAGAGUUAAAUACUUUCCCUAGUUAGUGUAUACCAUGGUUUAUUUCAUUUUAGGAUUUUAUUAGUUUCUCGGAGAUACUAGCCUAUUUUUGGCUACUCUGAAAUUCAAGAUGAAAUAAAGUUUUCUGUAUGUAUGUAUGUAUGUAUGUAUGUAUGUAUGUAUGAUACUGGUCAGCGGAUACCUUUUUGACAGCUGUCAAUUGACCAUGAUAUAGGGUGACCAUAAGGAUGUCUACUAUCAACUUAAACACGGAUUGGUUAAUUUUUUGACAGUUAUUUAUUUCAUUUUAUUAUUGUUAUUAUUAUUAUUUUUUUUUCAUUUAGGAGAAGAAAAUUAAAAAGAAUAAGGACACCAGCGAAAGACACCGGAAAGGAAAUCCCUUCCAGCAAGAACACGAAAGACGGAGCUCAAAACAGGUGCAUUUUUUUCAGUGUAGGGGUGAUUUGUUACUUAUGACAAUGCAAGGCUUUUGUCGUUCACAAAACAGUUUGGUCACGCAAUUUUAAGCAGUUUUUAGCUCUCACCAAAGAAUUGACUCAAAUUUAAAAACCGCACGCAGAAUUCCUGGUGGAAACAAAAAAAAAUAGAAAUGCCUAAAGACGAUGCGGAUUAAUGGGCGAAAUUGGAGAAGGUUAAAACCGACUGAAUUCGGGUAACCUUAAAACGUUGGCCCGAUUUUUUCCAAGUAGCUUUUAGUUCGUUUGAAAAUAUAAUGUACAGAGCUUGGAAAGUUAUCAGACUUUGUGUGUUUUUGCAGGUUUAAAGUCAAGAACAAGAUGCUUCUCAUGAAGCGUUCAUGUAAAGUUUCGUGUCAUGAUCUUAAUACGUUGUUGUGGGUUUGUUUUGCAGGGCUUCAAAGAUCGUUUUUCUCGACAGCUGUCAAAGAACCACAAGUCGCAUCAUGGCCACUUUAGAUCGCAUUCCUCGCGAAAAUACCGAAGGAUGUCCAGUUGAAGACAAAUACAACUAACUGUCGUGAAACAACAGUACCAUUACCAAAAUUAGCACUUUUUGUGAUCAAAAAGUUCCAUGAAGUUCCGUAGGGGAUGGCUUUGCCUCAACAUCUUUGCUCUGGCAAAGAGAAUAACUCUAUAACCGCCAGCCUUCAGUUUUUUUUAUAUAUAUAUUGAAUGAGCGUUUCUACCUAUAUUCGUGAGGUCAUUCCGCUUAGUUUUACUCCACAAGACGACGUCACUAAGGGUAUUUUUCAACCGUAUGGGGACCUUUGUAUGCGGUGAUGGCCCAUGGCUCUUAGUUGUCCUCGCACUUUUAUCCCAUUCUGUGCAUUUUUACCACACAUUUGUUGGGAGAAUCUUACCUUGCUCGUUUUUCUGUUUAAUCUUAUUUGAUAUUCAUUUUUCUUCUUGAGAACCAAAGGCACAGGUUUCUACGCACAAAAUUCAUUCGACCAGUCAUAUCAGUUGAACUGAGCUGAGUAUUUUCAAACAGAGACGCCUUGUACAAUAUGCCGGAUUGUGUUUCUAGAUUAGCUGGUUUAAACUUGCAUAAAUGCUGAGUUUUAAGAUGGUAUCUGUGAUACCGAGUUAAAAUAGACUGCAAAACAUUCCGUAUUUUUGCGUACGCGUGAGCAGUCAAACAAAAGGUCUGGAACGAGGCUGAAAACAGAGAGCGAGACUGUUUUUUUUUCUCUCUCCUCAAACGCCCUAUGGGCGUGUGAGGCUCGCGCGCGAAGCGCGCGUAAGACUCUUACUCAACGCUUUACCGAUUUCGUUACUGAUUUUUAGAAAAAAAACCGACUGUUUUGCAGUCUAAGUUAAAAUUAUUUGACAAAAAUUUUUCAAUGCAUUAUUGUAUUGCAAUUGUCGCAGUGUCCAUUCCAAAGUUUAGAGAACGGCCAACUCCCUCUAAUCCAGACAGUGUCCAGAUAGCGUCGGUUUCGACACUAAGUGUUUAUUUUGGAAAGGUGUUGUCUUGUAAAGAGUCAAAGAAAGUAAAGAAAGGCAGAGCCCACCCUAGAUGCCCCUCUUAGAGAGGUUUCUACUACCCUGCGAGAGGUUUCUUUCCGGUAUGGCUUUUAGCAUUUAGGAAAUCGUUCGCGUCGCUGUCAGUCGCGUAGUUGGUUCGUUUACGUCUCUUCGUAAAUGCUAAAAGCGAUGCCAGAUAAGAAAGCCUCUGCUCGCAGGGUAGGUUUCUACUUAGGGGGUAAAAAAAGACUCUGGAACAGCAGGGACCAAUUCUAGGUGUCCGUUUUAAAGAGAUGUCUAUUGAGAGAGUUGGCUAUAUAGUUAAACCGUUGUAAUAAAGACACUUGGCGAGUAACGUUUCAAAAGAAUUUUGCUCUCGGCGAGACCAAGGGAAUUGCUUGAAAGAAUGUUGGUAUUUUUCGAGUGUAUAAAGGAGAGGUCGUUCGACUGUUAUAAUUUCCUUUUCGUAAAGAAGUUACAGUAUUUAUUCGAUUAAACGGCGCAACGGUAAUUUCUCAUGCGGUGUUUAUUCAAGGUAGCGUUUAUUUCAAAAGCAUUGCCAACAAUUACAGUAAAUCAUUGAUUAAUAUUAUGUAAAACAGAAAGGUGUUUCAAGUUUCAAAAUCUCGCUUUUUUGCUGAGAUAGAAUAUGGUGCAGUUUACCAAGUUGUAUGGAGUUUUAUUUUCUUACAAUCCUCGAAUAAACGCCGCGAUAUUUUGAUUGGAUUCUGAAUGACGUUUAUGGGCCUUUUUUUUCCACCAUCUGCGGUGUUUAAUCGAGUAAAUACGGUAUCCUUCCAUAUCAAGUCACAUUUUUGAACAUUAUAUCUAAGUACAAGUUAGGGAAGAAACAAGUAACUACGUUGAAAUUCGCCACUGCAGUAUCUCUAGGGACAAGGACGUUUUCGGCGCUACGAUUCCUGAGGCCGUUUUGAGUCAGUGUCCAGCGUUUUUUUGUUUUGACUGGUUAAUGGUCUCCAAGGUAACCGUUAACCAGUCACAUCUCAUAGGGUAUCACAAUCGAUUUCUUGAAUAUCGCCGGUAGCAAAAACAAAAUUUUCAGCGGGCUUUGGAGAAUUAUUUGAUUCUUUGUAUUUAUUUUAAAGCGAGUUCAAUCACAAAACAUAUCCAAGGACACUGUAAUAUAUUUAGACCAAAU
Messenger RNA from Porites lobata, 18689 nucleotides. NCBI's taxonomy places the organism in Eukaryota, Metazoa, Cnidaria, Anthozoa, Scleractinia, Poritidae. The record is from the annotation of a GenBank genome assembly.